Messenger RNA from Rhizoctonia solani, 1566 nucleotides. Its product is annotated as glutamyl-tRNA synthetase. Gene Ontology annotation, biological process: glutamyl-tRNA aminoacylation. The transcript has 11 exons. Gene Ontology annotation, molecular function: zinc ion binding; ATP binding; glutamate-tRNA ligase activity. NCBI's taxonomy places the organism in Eukaryota, Fungi, Basidiomycota, Agaricomycetes, Cantharellales, Ceratobasidiaceae. The record is from RefSeq and is a predicted model, not a curated record. The coding region runs from base 1 to 1566 and encodes 521 amino acids.
AUGAACAGAGUACCAAGACUUCGAUUCGCGCCUUCUCCUACAGGAUCGCUUCAUCUCGGAGGUCUACGGACAGCUUUGUUCAACCAUGUCAUGGCUAAGAAACUCGGAGGGGAAUGGGCACUGAGGAUCGAGGAUACAGACCGCUCAAGGCUUGUUCCAGGUUCAGUUGACGAGAUAAGAAAGGGGCUCGAAUGGGCAGGCAUUAUGUAUAAUCAUGGCCCAGGAUUGGGCGGACCACAUGCGCCUUACACUCAGUCCGAACGACUAGAUCUAUAUCACCAGUACACCAAAAGACUCCUGGACUCCGGACAUGCUUACCGAUGCUUUUGUGGUCCAAACCGUCUCUCAGAAAUCAAAGAAAAGCUUCAAAAACUAGGAUCCAAUUCGACAUACGACCGGACCUGUCUCAAUCUCAGCGAAGAAGAAACUGCGAGGCGAGUUCGAACGGGGGAGAAGCAUGUCGUCAGAUUGAACGACACAUCCAUCCAAGACGUCAAACCCGCACCAGACCUUGUGUUUGGUACAAGUGUACAGCAUACACACGCUGGGUUACCCACGGACCCCAUCCUGCUCAAGUCGGAUUUGUUCCCAACGUAUCAUUUAGCUUCGGUCGUGGAUGACCAUGAAAUGGAGAUUACACAUGUUUUGCGCGGUGAGGAAUGGUUACCUUCUCUUCCCCUUCACUUGGAUCUCUACUCCGCACUUGGUCUCGAACCACCCAAAUUCGGACACCUUCCACUCUUACUAAAUCCCGAUGGAACCAAAAUGUCAAAGCGAAAGGGGGACGUGAGGGUUCUAGAUUACAUGGAGAAAGGCUGGGAACCCGAAGCAGUAGUCAACUGGCUCGCGCUCACGGGUUGGAAUAUUCACCGGGCGGCGUCCGAGCACGAAUCUGGCACACCAGGAGAUGUGAUGACCCUUGAACAGAUUAUACAUGCAUUCGAUAUCACACAUUUAACUCAUCGUCGUACCAUCCUCGACCCCGGAAAACUUGCCUUUUUGAAUAGACACCACUUGCACAAAAAAGCCGAAGGUACGACGGACCAGUUAAUCGCCGAGCGGGCCGCUGGAAUUAUUAGAGCCACUUACCCAGACGUUGACCCCCAGUGGUGCACCAGAGACUACAUAUCCCGCGUGCUCCGAGUUCUAUCGGCAAGUUGGUUCCAAACAAACGGUUUCAAUGGUUUACAAUUGGAAUUCGUUUUCCAGGACCGAGUGAUCAUCCUGCAAGACGUAGCAACCGCGGCUCCCUACUUCUUCAGGCCGCCAGACUAUACCUCCGGUGCAGCGAUGUCAUUGCGAAAGACGGUCAAAGGAGACGUCUAUUCACAAGUUUUGAAACAAGCCUUGAAAGCUUUGAAUUCUGUAUCGUAUGAAGAUGCGACUCGAUUGCACGAUGCUUUGGGGUCGCUUAAGGCUGAUCUUGGAGUUGGGACAAGGGACGUGAUGAAUACAAUGAGGCAUGCACUUACCGGCUCCAAGAUUGGACCUAGCGUUGUUGAGGUUCUGGGGUUGUUGGGCCCCGAGAGGACGAAUAAGCGACUAAAAGGAGCUUUGACAGAAUAA